AUGACGGCUCCAAGCUACGAGGCAGUCACGAGAUUUAAGUAUUCAUCCGAGGACCCCAAAGACCGGUUUGACGUCCACAAUCCAGCGACUGGUGAAGUCAUCACGACAAUUCAAGGGGGCGGGCCGGCUGAGAUCGAUCGCGCCGUUCAGGCGGCAGAUGAGGCUUUUCACAAUGACUGGAGAUGGAGAUCUGCUUUUGAAAGGUCGCGACUCUUGCUCAAGGCAGCAGAGAAGCUAGAAGCGCAUUUCGAGGAGCUCGCCCGCCUUUUGUCGCUUGAGAAUGGGAAACCGGUCUCUCAGGCACGCGAAGGUGACGUUUUGUUCGUAAUUGGCAUAUAUCGUUACUUUGCAAGUCUCAUAGACAAGUUACCCCAUGAGGUCUACGAUCAAGGCGCGAUAUAUGCAACAGUGCUGCGCGAACCCUACGGUGUCAUCGGUGCGAUACUUCCGUUCAAUUGGCCACCCAUACAUUUCGGAGGGAAAAGUGCCCCGGCGUUAGCCACGGGCAACACGAUUGUCAUUAAACCAGGCGACCAGGCCCCGUUGACGGUGAUGCGGAUGGUCGAAAUCGUGUCGGAAGUGCUCCCUCCGGGCGUAAUUCAAGCUGUGCCUGCAGCCGGUAUCUCUGUGCCACAGGCCUUGGUACAACACCCCAAGGUCAAGAAGAUCAGUUUCACCGGGUCCACCAAAGCAGGCGCGGCGGUCAGCAAGCUCGCCGCCGAUAAGAUCACCCCCUUGACGCUCGAAUUGGGUGGUAAGAAUGCCAUCGUCGUCCUGGAGGACGCAGACGUCGACCUCGCGGUCCGCAAUGCAGUGGACGGCGGCUUCUUCAACCAGGGCGAGGCCUGUACGGCUUCCUCUCGGUUACUGGUGCAUACUUCACUGCAUGACGACUUCGUUGCGAAACUGUCCGCGGCGGUGCAACGACUCAAAGUCGGUGAUGGUGCCGAUGAGCAGACUCACGUGGGACCCGUCGUGACCAAGGCGCAUCAAGCAAGGGUUGAAGAUUACAUCCGCAUCGGCAUAGCCGAAGGGGCGACGAUAGUGGCACAAGCAGCCCUGCCGACCGAUCCACGACUGAAGAAUGGCUUCUAUGUCCAGCCGACCGUCUUUGCGGGCGUCACGAGAGACAUGCGGAUUGCCAAGGAGGAAAUCUUUGGACCGGUCGUGACGGUCAUCAAAUUCGAAACCACGGCAGAGGCCAUCGAAGUUGCCAACGAGGUCGACUAUGGCUUAGUCUGUGCCGUGUAUUCGAAAAACCUGACAGAGGCCAUGCGGGUCGCCCGCCAUGUCGAUUCAGGGAUGGUGUUUUUGAACAACUACAACAGGAUGGCGCUGGGAACGCCCUUUGGUGGCACCAAAGCCAGCGGGUUUGGGCGUGAACAUUGCAUCGAAACCCUCAAGGAUUACACCUGGGCGAAGAACAUGCGGUACCCGACAGGUCUCUCCGUGGUCGGUGAAUGGUCAAAGGUGGACUCUCUCUUCCUUCCUCAGGUGAAUGGAAAAUUAUGA
This is a messenger RNA of Exophiala bonariae, 1512 nucleotides long. RefSeq lists its product as uncharacterized. The coding region runs from base 1 to 1512 and encodes 503 amino acids. The transcript has a single exon. Gene Ontology annotation, molecular function: oxidoreductase activity, acting on the aldehyde or oxo group of donors, NAD or NADP as acceptor. The record is from RefSeq and is a predicted model, not a curated record. Lineage: Eukaryota; Fungi; Ascomycota; Eurotiomycetes; Chaetothyriales; Herpotrichiellaceae.